Sinocyclocheilus grahami is the source of this 2411-nucleotide messenger RNA. Its product is annotated as procollagen-lysine,2-oxoglutarate 5-dioxygenase 1-like. The record is from RefSeq and is a predicted model, not a curated record. The transcript has 17 exons. The coding region runs from base 150 to 2300 and encodes 716 amino acids. Gene Ontology annotation, biological process: peptidyl-lysine hydroxylation. Gene Ontology annotation, molecular function: procollagen-lysine 5-dioxygenase activity; L-ascorbic acid binding; iron ion binding. Lineage: Eukaryota; Metazoa; Chordata; Actinopteri; Cypriniformes; Cyprinidae. Gene Ontology annotation, cellular component: endoplasmic reticulum.
CUCCUUCUGCUGAAGCCGAGGGUGGAGGAAGGCAGGAGUGGGCAGGCUGUGUUUGCUCGGGAAUGCAGAACUAACUCUCUCUCGAGGAAAGGCCUUGUUUCAUCAGCCGCCGUGUUACUGUGGAGGACGGAAGAAUAACGGGUCCGAAGAUGAGAGGAGUUCUGGGCAUGCUCGCCUGUUUGUUUGCGUCCUUUUCUCCGCUCGCCUGUAAUCAGCAGGGCUCGAUCCCCGAGGGAGAUCUUCUCGUGCUGACUGUGGCCACGCAGGAGACUGAUGGCUUCAGGCGCUUCUUGAGAUCCGCAAAGCACUUCAAUUACACCAUCAAGGUUCUCGGGAGGGGUGAAUCAUGGAAAGGUGGAGAUUACAUGUCUCCUCCAGGUGGAGGGCAGAAGGUGCGCCUGCUGAAGUCUGCUCUGGAGGACAUACAGGACGAGAACAGAGUCAUUCUUUUAGUGGAUAGCUAUGACGUGAUCUUUUCUUCUGGUCCGAGAGAGCUGCUGAAGAAAUUUCAGCAGGCCAAGCACAGAGUUGUGUUUUCUGCCGAGACACUCAUCUGGCCGGACCGUCACCUGGAAGACAAGCAUCCUCAUGUCAGGGAAGGGAAGAGGUUCCUUGGAGCAGGAGGCUUCAUUGGCUAUGCACCCAAUCUUAAACAGAUGCUUUCGGACUGGUCAGGAGCAGAUAGUGACAGUGACCAACUCUUUUUCACCAAGCUAUAUAUCAACCCGGAGAAAAGAAAGUCUAUAAAUAUAACUCUGGACAACAAGUGCAGAUUGUUCCAGAAUCUUCACGGAGCUCUUGAUGAGGUCGUGCUGAAGUUUGAAGAUGGACGCGUGCGAGCCAGAAAUGUGCUUUACAACACUCUACCCGUUAUUAUCCAUGGCAACGGACCCACCAAACUUCAGAUAAACUACCUAGGGAACUAUAUCCCACAUCUGUGGAUGUUUGAGACUGGCUGCACAUUAUGUAACGAGGGUCUGCGACCUCUUUCUGGACUCCAGGAGAGUCAAUAUCCUAUGGUGGUCAUUGGGAUCUUCAUCCAGCAGCCCACACCCUUCGUCUCUGUGUUCUUUGAGCGCUUGCUUAACCUCAAAUACCCCAAAAACCGCCUCCAAUUAUUCAUCUAUAAUCAGGAAUUACAUCACGAACCACACAUACGCUCAUUUCUGGAGUAUCACGAGUCUGAAUACCAGGGUGUGAAGCUGAUUGGACCAGAGGAGGAUAUAGAUCCUCUGACCUCACGUGAUAUUGGCUUCGAUAUGUGUCGAGACAACAUUGACUGUGAAUACUUCUUCAGCAUAGACGUGGACGUGGUUUUAAAGAAUGAAGACAUGCUUAGAAUCUUAAUUGAGCUCAAUAAGCCUUUCAUUGCACCAAUGAUGACCAAACCCGGGCGUCUGUGGACAAACUUCUGGGGUGCACUCAGUGCCGACGGGUACUACGCCAGGUCAGAGGAUUACAUGGACAUAGUUAAAGGACGCCGCAUGGGUUUGUGGAAUGUGCCAUACAUCUCUCACAUAUUCCUGAUAAAAGCCGAUACAUUGAGGACUGAUCUCAAAGAUCCUGACCUGUUUGAAUCUGCAACGCUUGAUCCGGAUAUGGCCUUCUGCUCCAAAGUUCGAAACAAGGUCAGACAAUACACUCAAAUCACCAGAAGAAAUAAAAUACAUUCAAACCAACUGUAUUCACAGUCAAUGUCGUCUCGACACAUAUCGCUGCCUUUCAUUGCACCAAUGAUGACCAAACCCGGGCGUCUGUGGACAAACUUCUGGGGUGCACUCAGUGCCGACGGGUACUACGCCAGGUCAGAGGAUUACAUGGACAUAGUUAAAGGACGCCGCAUGGGUUUGUGGAAUGUGCCAUACAUCUCUCACAUAUUCCUGAUAAAAGCCGAUACAUUGAGGACUGAUCUCAAAGAUCCUGACCUGUUUGAAUCUGCAACGCUUGAUCCGGAUAUGGCCUUCUGCUCCAAAGUUCGAAACAAGCUCUGCCUCUGUGUGUGUGUUUGUCUCCUGCAGGCUCAGUUUGAUCUGGCGUUUGUAGUCAGAUAUAAACCUGAUGAACAACCCGCACUAAGACCACAUCAUGACGCCUCUACUUUCACUAUCAAUAUAGCGCUCAAUCAACUGGGGAUUGACUAUCAGGGUGGCGGCUGCCGGUUCUUGAGGUACAACUGCUCCGUUAACGCUCCCAGGAGAGGCUGGGCACUCCUGCACCCUGGACGCCUCACUCACUACCACGAGGGUCUGCCCACCGUAGAGGGGGUCAGAUACAUCUCGGUCUCAUUUGUGGACCCUUGAACCACUUUGUAUUGGAAACUUGAAUUUGCUUUGAAUUCAGAAGACUCUAGAACAGUGUUUCUCAACCCUGGUCCUGGGUGCCCCCCAGCACUGCACAUUUUGUAUGUCUCC